Bombyx mori (domestic silkworm) is the source of this 6635-nucleotide messenger RNA. RefSeq names its product protein FAM117B. The record is from RefSeq and is a predicted model, not a curated record. NCBI's taxonomy places the organism in Eukaryota, Metazoa, Arthropoda, Insecta, Lepidoptera, Bombycidae. The transcript has 7 exons. The coding region runs from base 1053 to 2036 and encodes 327 amino acids.
AGUGUCCACGUCUGCUCUCACGCACCUAAAAUUAUCCGCCAUUGUUGUGCUCGGGUAAUUUGCAAUAUUGUGUUUAGUGUAAAAUUGUAAUAAACAAAAGGCAAUAAAAUUUAAUAGUGAAGUAUUAAACAAAGAUGAGUUCAUCAGACAGUUCUUAUUCAAUUAGUAGUAGUUUAUUUAAAAAUUAAAAAACAGUUAAAUUGUUUUUUUUAAGAAAACGGGGGCUCCGCCCCCCCUAACCCCGGCCAGGGCUUCUCCCCUGGACCCCGGCUCGGUACUCCACGAACUUUCGGCUUGGUAGGAGAAAAAAUAGUAUGUGCACCGCGGGAGAAAAGUUGGACAUUUCCGCCCGCGGGUAAAAUUGCCAAAUACUUUUCUCCCUUGGUGCACAAUGUACUAUUCUUAAUGAUACGAACUAGAAAAUAUAUGUUUUAAAUACCAAUCGAAACCAAAAUUUACUAUUUUUUUAUUUAUCUUGCUGAAACAGUUAUUUCCAGAGCCUUUAGCUUACCAAAUCAAAAAAAUACUUUUGGUCAUGGUCAUGGCGGAAUAAUCAGCUGUUAAUUGCAACGAAAGUGAUUACGUUAAAUUUUACUUUAAAAUGUAUAAUUUAUAUCAUAAAAAAAUUGCGUACUUCCAAUUACCAAUUCUUAAUAGCUAUCGGAUAUAAUUCAUUGUACAAUAUUAAAAAAGGGUUUGUAGUAAUGGCGCGACAUUCCUUGUCAUCUGUCAGGUUCACUCAUCCAUUGUGCAGAAAAAAUGUGACUCGUUCAAUUUAUAACUCUUGUUUUUAUCUAAUAAGUUGUAGUUGAACAUUAAGUACAAAAUUUAAAUGUUUCCCAUGUGUAACCAAACUUGUACUUCAAUAGUUUUACAGUAAGAAAACCUUGCUCUAAAAGCAGCUUGCCAGGCCUAAUAACAAAUUUCAAUACAAAGAGUGUACGCGGCUUCACUGCUCGGACUUGGUGUUUUUCUUAUUUGGUGACAGUUAACUGUUAAUUUGUAAUAGAAAAAGUGAUAAGUGCAGUGCUCGUAAAUUAAUUUCGUGAAAGAUGUCGGGGCGAGUACGAAAGCAAACGGAUUGUUCUGUGGGUAAGCAGGGCCCGAUGCGGGCAACGCUGCCUGUGUCUUCGGUAAUGAAGCAGAGCGGUGGUUUCAAGAAGAAUACCAGCAACAGUCCGACUAUGUCUCCCACGAAUAUGUGGCGUAGGAUAUCACCAGAUCACGCCCUCUCAGGUCAAAGGAGUCCUGGUGCUAUAAAUUACAAAGGCAAAGGUCGUUUUGGAUCCAGUGUAAUUCGACGGACAGCCUCCCUAGACACGCUUUAUCAUAAAGGGCAGUGGCCAAGGGAUUAUUACCUACAUGCAGGACAGCUACAAGUAGACAAAUCAACACAAACUGAUGAUGGUGGUGGAACAUCAGGACGUUCAUCCCGAGGAUCCGAUGAUGACAAAUUAGAUAGAUUUCUCCGAAGUCGUCUUCAGCGUCCAUACAAACCAUCAGCCUCAGGGGACUAUUCUGUACAUACAAUGACUACAGCCUUAUGGUCGCGCUUCGGUAGUGGCAAUGUACCGCUUAGGGCAGCUCGUUCAUCGGUCGAAGGCCUAAAUCAAGAAAUAGAAAGACUUGUGCUGUAUCCAGCGAGUGGCACGCAAACCACACAUUUGGAUCGAUUACGGGAUAAAGUAACACCAGAAGGGCAUAGGGCUCCCUUAGCUGAAUUACUUCGUCGUUCUGUGAACACUCAAACCCCACACGACCUGAGCCAUACUGCACAUUCUUCAGGCGGCAGCGUUUGUUCAUCUCCCGAUCUCGAUGGAUCUAAGCUUGGUACUUCCCCCCAGAUAAACCGCUUCUUAGCAAGGGAACCCCCUGACGGCUGUGAAAAGGUGAAUCUGAAAGCCGGCGAAGGUGCAUACACAGAAGCGAUGUCUGUGAUAAAGCCAGCCGUGGCUGGGUUCACGUUACGGCCGUCGCAGGGCUCCGCCUUCCAGCCGCUCCAGCCGGCGCCGCACCAUUACCCGCACACGCACUGACUCGCCCAGCUCUCUCCGACCGCCUCCAUGUUCCGUCUACACGCUCCAAAUUGUCCAGUUUUAACUAAAGAAAAAUACGAAACUCGCCGCAUUAGCACCACGGUACAAAAAAUUCUACUAUAAUCUGUAAGUGCUAGUGGUUUUAAUUUCUCCCAAUUCUUAGUGAAACCGCUAAGAUGGCAACAUUAGUUAAAUAUUAUCUAUGAAUAAUAUUUGGUUUGAGCGAGCUUACUGGUACUGUGUGGCUACUGUUCUGUAUCUAGUAUUUCUUAGUUAAAACUGCAAGACUGGGACAAGAUCAUCAUACGAAUUUUGACUCAACUUUGUAAAUCUGGUUCUUACUAUAUUUCAUGGCCUCGUUCAAAUCGCGAGGUUGCUUUACUAUGGCAUACACAAUACAAAUUACAGAAUGUGCUAUUUGAAAACUUGUUAACAUAAAAAAUGAAUUCAAAGAACAACAUUUUAUUUUAGUAUUAUUAAAUCUCUGAAUUUUUGCUCUGUACAAGAGACAGUACGACAUUAUUAUCACAAUGUAACCAAAUAUAUAUUAUGUAUUGUGAAUGCCAUUUCACUAAAAAUUAGUAAUCUGACAUAAAAAAAAAUGGAUGGCUGUCACAUCUUAAAUUAAUUCUUAUUUUUAAUUUUGUGUUAAGUAACCAUGCCGAUUAGAUUUUUACGUUUUAUUUUCAAAUGAAUUCUAGUAUUAGGAUGAAAAUAAAGAGACUUGCUUUCGUGGACGUUUGAACAUAGUUCAAUCUGAGUUGUAAAAAUAUCUGUAGUCAGUACUGUACAUACUGAACUUGUAUCACACCGCACACAAGAGCGGAGUUUCUUAUUUUAAAAACACUAAAUGGAAUGUUUAAAAUGCGAUUUAAAUUUAUAAACAUUAAUCUAUAAUGACAAUAAUGACUUAAUCUGUGUAAUAAGUUACGUGUCUAAAUCUGAGUAUCUAUUGAUUGCCCGAUACAGUAAAUAUCACAUUAAUGCAAACCUUUCACAAAAAGUAUUGUCUAAAAGAAAAAACAACCAAAGGAUUUUAUCACAAUUUUAAUGAAUUAGUUUCCAUUAUUUUUUGUCGAUCGCGGUCUUGUUACACAAAUGAAGAAUUUGUAUUAAGUAGGGAAAUUUAGGGACAGGUACUAAUUUUGUUAGUAAAUGUUGUGUUGUUUUUUGUAUGAAUUGUGGAAUCAGAACAUAAAAUCGAGUAAUAAAAAUCUAGGACACGUUAGCACUUGCAAGCUUGUGAAUUUUUACUAGCUGGCAACAUCGUCCUUCCUUGUUUAGUAAUAAAAGAAUCUUGCAUUCGACUUGAAAUACUUCAAUUACCAAUAUAAUGAGCCUUAUACCUCAUGUCUCAAGCACUAGUGUCUUUCUCUGAUUCCUGCAUAGUUCAAACAUAUUUUUAUUGUUUAAAUGGAUGGACGAAAUUACGGCCCACUUGUUAAGUGCUUACCGGAACUCAUAGAUAUUCACUUCGAAAAUUCACCACCCACCUUGGGACAUGAGUGCUAAACCAUAGUUUUACAGUACAACUGCUGCACCACCCUUCAAACCGAAACGCAUUACUGCUUCACGGCAGAAAUAGACAGAGUGAUGCUACCUAGUAAACUAAAUGCCAUAAGUUAUUAAAAUACAAAAGAAAUAUACAGAAGAAUUAAGGAUCAAAUACAUACAUAAAACAAAUUAAGAAAAGUGGAUGAAAUCGUCAUUUGUGUAAUAGCUCUAUGUGAUUUCUCUUCUUGAAUGAAAUUAAACAUAGACAGUCGCAGAUUUUUCAUAUACAAUUAAGUUAGAUUAUUUGCACUCAUUACUCCUGAUAAAUCUAAUUACUUUGACUGGAUUUACGUUAUUUGAUCUCAUUUUAUGUAUUAUUUUGAAUUGUGUACAUAACGCUGCAAACAUACAAGUUGUUUUUUUUUUCUAUGUAAGUGACUUAAUUCUCGAAAUAAGAUUUUUUUUUCAGUUGAUGUUACAUGACAUUGGACCAAAUCAAUGGGACAGAGUGUGUUUUUGGUCUUGUAUAAUAUUGGUUGCUAAUAAAUUCUAAUUCGAAGAGCUUUAAAUUGUGGAAUUUGAUGAAAUCAAAAUUAUAAAAAUAAAAAAAAUUGACUGAAAUUUGUAAAAUUAACUCAUACUCUGAUACAGGUACCUCAUGCUUAGUAUAAAGUUUAGUUUACCAUAAUCGUUCACCUCUGUUUUAUACACUACAAUUUUUUUUAUCUAGUGCGAGCUCAUCAUUUGUGGGUGUAGUGUGAGAGCACUCCGUACAAUCGUUGCCUUCAACUGUUCACAUGAAUACAAAAAUACGUAUCAAUGGAGUGGCCAUUGAUACGAAUAUUUGUAAUUUAAUAGUAUAAUACACAUUAUGAGGUAUUGCUACUAGAGCAGCAAAACAUGUAACGAUUGUUUACACUAAGGGCAUUGUCUCAUUAGUAUUCUCGCUUGCUCGUAUUCGAGAAACCAUUUGUCUAUGUCAACCUUUACACAAUGUCAUUAUUACUGUUUAUACAUAAUCGAAAAUAUUAAUUUGAUUACAUUACAUAUUGUAAUUUUUUGUAUGAAAAGUUUUCUGUAUCUGUAUCAAGUGAACGAGUAGGUACUCCAUUAAAUGCUUUUUUCCAGCAUGGAGGGUUCAGACUAUUCGGAUUUCUCAUUUAGGCCAAAACGCAUUUCAUCAUCGAGACUGAUAUACUAGAAUGUUGAGAACACACAAAACAUAAUAUAGAAAUCAAAUCUGCUUUUACACAAACGCAAUUAUUUUGUAACCUUUUGUAAAUUCGACAGCAAAAAUAUACAUAAUAUAUUUUUUGGAUGGCUCACCUUUGGAAUAAAAGAAAUUAAGUAUAAAAUAAAAAAUAAAUAAAUUAAUUAAAAAUAUCAUUGCUCAAAUCAAAAUUUUUACUAAGAGCCACACUUAUGAAAUGAUGCCGAAUUUGAAAAUGUUUAUCUUAGCGUUUGGAAAUAUAUCCCAUUGCUGAAUGAUGUAUUAAUAAAUUAAUGGAACGUUUUGAACUCAAUAAAUGAAUGUGAUUGUAAUGUUAGUGAUCAGGUUAUGAUCGUAACUUGACAACUCGGGUACUGGAAGCUAUAUUUGUAUGCGACUCGCGCAUUUAACGCGAUCACAGUUAUCCAGAGUUGUGAAGUGUAACGAAGGUGCUGCAUAGUGAUUGUAAGGGUGUACAGAGGACUGACUUGUGACUUAGGGCGGGCCGCACGGUUAUCGGGAAGCGUUUCUUUUAUUAUUUAUUGGACAUGCAUUCGUCAUUUAAUCACUGAAAUAUUACAUAACGACAGUUCUGUGGGAAACGCAAGCUUUCACGAAAUAAUAAAUUGUUGGUCUAUAUCUUCUUGAACACGAUAUACGUGUUGUGAUUAUUCCCUUGUAAUUUAUCCCAGGUUUUACUUUCAUAUAAGUGGUUAGUAUUAAUGGAUGUGAAAACAUUGUCAUGGAAGAAAAACCGAGCCAGUAUUUAAAAAUCCGGAUUUCUGUGUAAAAUGUUUCGAUAAUAAGUGCAAUAUAGCUGUAAUGUGAAUAAAUAAACAUUAGGUAUCCAUGUUUUGAACGUUUCUAAUUCCCUCGAGUACUCUGACUAAUAAUAUAGACACCAUUGAUCCUUUGCUUAUUAAAAUGCCGUUUAGAAUUAUUGGGAACACUCACGUACUUAUAGUUCAUUGAUUUUGUAUCUUACCAAUUGCUUCCAUGUUUGCUUAUCCCCUUUCCCCACGUUUGAAAUCCAAAACUGAAAGCUGUACUGAACUUAGACUAGGUCCAGGUUGUAAUUUAGGAUUUAGAUAAGCCUUUCCCAAUCUUAACUUAAGUUUUAAUGACUUGACCCAAAAAGUUAUUAGCUAUUAAUAAAUGUGUGCUAUAAAUGUCCCCAUUAUUUUUGAUUUAAAGUAAAAUAACUGGGACUCGAUGGAUGUUCUUAAACAAAAAUGUUUAGUUAUUGCAUAUUCUGUCAUUGUGACAUUGCGUUAACUUUUGCAUGUUUGUUUAGGAAUGAUGGUUUUUAAAGUACAUAAAGAUAUUUUUAUAUGUUCAGGGUAGAAGCGCAAGAUGUAAUGUACCAUAAAAAUAACAUGAAUAGGACCUUAGAUACGAUAGUUCUUUUAUAGAUGGUUAAUUUUAUGUUUUAAAUUUGCUUUUAGACUAAUAAGUUUGUAAUUUUUAUUACUACGAUAUUAGAUUUAAAACUAAUAUUUAAACUAAACCAAAAGUGCCCAUUGAUAUAAGUUUACAGUUCAAGCAAGCCCUUUGUUUCGCAUUUUGUUAUGAAUAAUGUUUAGGCGACAAAAUUAGAAAUUAAGAAAAUUAUCAUGGGAUUGUUGAAUUUUAGUUAACUAAAAUUGUUGAGGUUUAUUAAUAAAAAAUCAAUUAGUUUUUUACAAGCAAUGCUCAACAGAGGGCUUGUUUAGUUAGAGGCAUUAACAUCGUUAUUAAUAGUAUAUACUUUAAGUAAAAAUAAGAAUGGUUUUAUUAUAGUUUUGUUUCGGAGAAGAAAUUCUAAUUACUAUUUUUGUUUCCAAUAUUUUAUCACUUAUCUGUUUUCACUGUAUCUUGCUGUAUUGCAGACAUAUCCAAUAUACAGACUGAUUCAA